Aspergillus versicolor CBS 583.65 is the source of this 690-nucleotide messenger RNA. RefSeq lists its product as uncharacterized. The coding region runs from base 1 to 690 and encodes 229 amino acids. The record is from RefSeq and is a predicted model, not a curated record. The transcript is spliced from 4 exons. Lineage: Eukaryota; Fungi; Ascomycota; Eurotiomycetes; Eurotiales; Aspergillaceae.
AUGGGCCGUGCAGGGUCCACAGCAACAGAUUAUAUGAUAGGUACUGCGUGGAGGGAAAUUAAAGUCGCAAAGGCUGGUCUGAGGAAUUCCUUGAUGCCUGAAGGUCUUUUCUACGGAGCCAGACAAUACCAGCCUACCCUAUCUAAAAAGCUCUCCGCAUUGGAAGGCUAUCUAAAGAAUAUAUUCAUGGACCCUGAAGAGCCAGCCCGGAUUGUGGGAAUUAUUAACUGGCGGUCCGUCAGUGCAUGUCCGCUGUUCAUGCCAGUCAGCCGUCCUGCAUUUCUCGAUUACAAUGGUCCGGUCCCUGAUACCGAUGUGAUUGCGGGAUUAAUUUUGAUGGACUAUGAGCCGCUGCUGAGCAGUCUCUUGAGAGAUGUGAAAAAAGAAUGGGCAUCUAUACUGGGCGUGAAAGGCGACGGGUCGCCCUUCCCAUUGCAGUUCUCGGACGCAGAAAUCUGUCAGCAGGAAGAGGACGGCGAUCUGUGGGCUCAAGGUGUUGAGCUCAUGGGUGCGUUUCUUAACGACACUGGGUGCUUCAAACAUUGGGAUGGUAAGGUUAGCGAUGUGGAUUAUGAACAGUCUAAGAAACAGCUGGAUGAGGGGGUACAGAGACAGAGAUCCCUAGACCGUGAAGCCAGGAAUCAGGAAGAGCGUGGACAAUGGCUCGAAGCCCUACCAUUUGUCGAUUGA